UUCUUCGGAAUUCUGAUUUCGUGGGCCGCUACCCGUUCGGAACCUUCCGGAGCUUUGCGCCGAUUUAGGGUUUUCGUUUCGCCUAUUGAUUGUUGGAUUUUGAGGAUAGUGAGGAUCAGAUCUGUGCCUGGUUGGUCUUUUGUCUUGGAUAGAUCGGUCAGAAGAGGGAAAUCGCUUCUGUGCACUUUGGAUGAGUCGGGAUUGGGAAAUGGCGGUGAGGAGACGAAACGCUCGAAGAGGUGAAAGUUUUUUUCUUCGGAGCUGCUAAUUAAGGGAAGGCAUUGGCAAUGAAAUUCAAAAGCAAAGGUAUGUGCGCUAAAUAUCACUUCUUUUACUGUGGCUUUGUGCUCUUUUCCUGCUCGGACAUGGCAUACAAAUAAUCUUGCCUGAGCCAAAUCCGGGGCACAAAUGAUCCGGUUCAGAUAUGGAUCUGAGUUCUGUGUUGGAACUGGAUUUCUGUAUUAGGAGUAAGAGGGACAUGUUGGAGAAUAGAAUUACUGAGCUGGAUUUGUUGGAAAAAAGAUAGAAACUUGAUAGAGGCUAAGGUUGAUGAGGAAAAGUUUUACAAGAUGCAAAUGGAAAGAAUAUCAAGAGAUAAAAGAGUUACAUUGGUGUCCAAAAUCUAGAGUUUCUUGGUUAAGAUGUGGUUACAUCAACUCGAAAAUACGACCAUGCUACCAUAAAUGUAACAAGCGUAAAUAAUGUAGCAGAAUUAGAUAAGAAGCAUUUAUUGAAUGUUUUUGGCUUUCUAACAUUUAGAUUUGUCCACUCUGUUUAGUGAUAACUCUUGCAGAGAUAUCUUAAACGUUUUAGAUGAGAGCUUUCAAUUAACGAUGUGGCAACUGCAAUAUGUAAGAGACUGAAAGAUGGCCCUUGGGCUGGUAAGCUUGAUGGUUCUAAAUUCAUUUUGUAACACAAUGCUGGGGCAUAAUAAAGGAUAAUUCACUAGUGGUCCUCACAGACAUUUUUGGAGAAAAGUAGGUUUGGAUAAUCUAAAUUAUGCUUUCAUUAUGUUGGUGCCAGAAAAAGAAGGUGCUUGUAGAGUUAGAGAUUUUUUUACCUAUUAGUCUGCUUCAUGUGAUGAUGAAAAUUGUUUCAAAGCAUUCAUGGGAUGAUUAAAAUAGCUUCAAGAUUCCAGCCAUUGGUCCUUAGGAAGUUCUGAAUUAAGUCAUUGGCCCCAUAGUGUAUGUGGUUUCUGAAUAACAAGCUGUCAAUGCAUAUAAGGUGAUUUCAGCUUGCUACAGGAGAUCGGGCUAUGGAUUCUUGAUAAAAUUAAUUUAUGAGGAAUUUUUUGACCAAUUUGAAUGGUGUACUGGGAAUUGAAUAAACAAAUGUGGCAUGAAACAAGGAGGAGAUCGACCAGCUUCUUAUCUCUUUUAUUUCUUUUGAUAAUUUAAUGUCCUGUGCAUGAUCAUGAAGGAUAAGUGUCGCACUUUAGAAUUGUUGAGAAGUAAAUUUCAGGGCAUGAAGAAUUAAAAGGGCUGCCGAGAUUUCUUGAAUGUUUUUGAUAAGAACUUUUGAUUAAUAAGGUUACAACUGCAAUGUUAAACAGACAUAAGGAUGGGGUCUGACGUUUCUAGAUUCCUUUUUUACACAGAAUGUUGGGGCAUUACAAAGAAUGACUAACAAAUGGUUCUCACAGAUCUUUAGAGGAAAAGUAGGUCUGGAAAUUCUAAAUUAUGUUUUCAUCACAAUGGUGUCAGAAAAAAGGUUCUUGCAAAGUAAGAGAUUUUGAAUCUAUUAGUCUGCUUCACGUGAUUACUAAAAUUGCUUCACCAGUCCAGCCAAUGAAUUUUAGGGAGUUUUGUAUAAUGUUAUUGACAUUUGACCAUACACGGUCUUAGGUGGUUUAUUGACAUUUGUCACAAGAUAUCAGACAAAUGUCUCUUAACUGAAAUACUUCUUGAAAAUGCAGUUGUCUGAUGUACCCCUGAUUUUUUGGAGACGGAAAUUUUAGUUCAAAAUUGGUUAUGAAUAUUUUGAAAGCUAGUAAUUAGGCUGUUCUAAAUAUUUUCACUUUUCUAAAUUAUUUUUUUCUAUUUCUCUUAACUUUUUUGUUUUUUUUUUCCUCUUCUCCUCUCUGUUUCAUCUUUGUGCUCCUGUAUGGUUAUAAAUGGAGACAAAGGCUAGUGAAGAUCAAUUAAAGGGUCACUAUAAUGUAAUAGUUUAUGAACAACAAAUGAGUUUAGGAAAAGAGCAUGAGAUGGGAGUAAAUCACGCGGAGUGACAUAUCCAAUCGAACCUUUUAAUCUGAAGAUGCGACUUGUCUCCUUAGGAAAAUCACCAUAAGCAGUCUCUUAUGGGAACUCUGCAGAUCCAAUGCCACACAAAUUAGCAAUCAUUUUGUUGUCAAGAACAUUGCUGUGUCCCGCUAUAGUGAUGAAGAUAGUCCAAAGUGGAAGCCCAACGAUUGCCAUGUUCAGUUUUUGGAGGAGGAUUAAAUUGCCAGAUGCAACACUAUUUGUAACAUCCCAUUAGUCCCACAUGUGGGGAAUAUGCAUAAUUAGCUUACAAGGACCUGAUUAGUGUAUUAUGUUACCUCCCACUUAAGCAUUUUGGUCCGUGAUUGCACGGACCAAAAUGGAGUUAUUGACCACAUCCCAUUAGUCCCACAUCGGAAGUGGGGAAUAUGCAUGAUUAGCUUAUAAGGGCCUGAUGAGUGUACUAUAUUAUCUCCUGCUUAAGUAUUUUGGUCCGUGGUUGCAAGGACCAAAAUAAAGUUAUUGGCCAGUUGGCUCAUCAGAUCCGGGUCGUGAUACUAUUCAUUUCUACUGCGGGGUGCAACCAGGGAUAAUGUAACAUCCCAUUAGUCCCACAUCCCAUUAAUCCCAACCUCCGAAAGAGCAGUCUGGAUAAGAAGCAAGCUUCAAGGCUCCCCAAGACAAUAGAGCCAUCAUUGUAGGUAGGGUAAAGAGCACCCAGCGCAAAGCAACCUUUCAUUCCCUUGUUUCGUCGUGGCGAAGGAGAGACAAUAAAACACCUUUCGUUUUCCCCCUUGGGCGUGCCGCCUUUCUUAACAAGCCCUCGAGCCUCCUUUGCACCGCCUUCCUCCUAGAAGCCUCUGGGUUUCCCCCGAAGUCUGGUAUGGAAGGCAUCGAUUAUGCUAUGAGAAGAAACAACCUUAUUAAGUCUUGCAAAAUCAGGGGCUUGCAGAUAGAGCUGGGCGGGGAGUCAGUACUAGUUAUCAGGUCAGAUAGAGGCCUGGCCCGUAAGCUGGCCCCCUUGAAAACCCAUGACUCAUUAAUAAGGAUUUGUUACGCGCGAUAUGCCAACGACUUACUACUUGGAAUCGUGGGUGCCAUAGAGCUUAUCAUAGAAAUUCAAAACCGUAUUACCCACUUCCUACAAUCCGGCCUUAACCUUUUGGUAGGCUCUGCAGGAUCAACAACCAUAGCAGCACGGAGUAAGGUAGAAUUCCCUGGUACGGUUAUUCGGGAAGUCCCUCCGAGUACCACUCCAAACCAAUUAUUGCGAGAGCUGGAGAAGCGUCUACGGGUGAAGCACCGAAUCCAUCUAACUGCUUUCAACCUACGCAGCGCGAUCCAUUCCAAGUUUAGGGAUCUAGGUAAUAGUCUCCCGAUCAAAGAGCUUACGAAGGGGAUGAGCUACAGAGGUCGUUUACAGGAAGCGGUUAAACUAGCUCCGACUCAUGGAACAGCUGGAGUAAUAAGUCCCCAAGCUUGCAUAUUCUGGGGGACCUACAUCUGGCAAGGAUCAAGGGAGAUCUCAUUGUUGCAUAGCUCAGGUCGCAGCAACGUGCCAUCAGACGUUCAACAGUCCGUCCCCAUUAACUGCUCGGUCACUGAUGCCCGGAAGUGUUCAUUGUAUACUCCUUCGAGUCGGAAGGCAGCGGGGGAAAUAGAGGGACACUGGGCGAGAUCUUUCAGCAGCGAAUUCCCCAUACAGAUAAGGGCGCCUAUGAAAAAGAUACUCCGAAGGCUUCGGGAUCGAGGUAUAAUUAGCCAAAGAAGACCAAGGCCUAUCCACAUAGCCUCUUUUACGAACGUCAGCGACGGAGACAUAGUCAAUUGGGACGCUGGCUACGCUAUAAGUCUUCUUUCCUACUAUAGAUGCUGCGACAACCUUUACCAAGUGCGAACGAUUGUCGACUACCAGAUCCGCUGGUCUGCUAUAUUCACCCCAGCCCACAAACACAAAUCUUCGGCACGGAAUAUAAUCCAAAAGUACUCCAAAGACUCAAAUAUAGUGAAUCCAGAAGGUGGUAAGACCCUAGCACAGUUCCCAAACAGCAUAGAGCUUGGGAAGUCUAUAUAGUCUAGCCCGGCCCGGGUAAAGAUCCUAACAACGACGUAAACUACAUGUUUCAAAAGGAGUUGUCUUGAUCUAUUAGUUAGGUGCAGUUUCGCACAGUCGUUUACAUGAGAUUAGUUGAGUAGGCUUGCAAUAGUUGUCUGCUAUAAGGAUAGCUAGGUAGGGCAUUAGAAAUGAAGGCCGACUUUGAUUGUAGUUUGAGUCUUGUAGUCGACCCUCUCCAUGCCUAUUUUCUCUUUAUAAUGUGAUUUUAUUCCUGAAUUCCUUUUUUGGUAGCUUACGCGCAAUAAGAAGGUAUCCUUCCCGGCCCGUAAGAUCGCUUCGCUUCUGAAGAUUCGCUUCUACCGCUUCAAUCAAAACCUUGACAUCAAUCAAUGGCUAAAGCUACUUUGACAUCAAUAAAUAAAUUCAUUUCAAUCAAAAAGCUACCUUGACAUCAAUCAAUGGCAAAAGCUACCUUGACAUCAAUGAAUGAAUGAAUGAUUAAUAACCUAUAUGGGUUCGAGGACCCGUUGGUCAAAGAAUAAAGGUAAGGUCCAGAUUCCAGGACGGAGCCGUAUGACGCGAGAGUCUCACGUACGGUUCCUUUGAGAAGGGUGUUAAACCACAACCUAUCAGGCCCGACGAGCGGUCCACGGAGCUGCAUCCCUACUCACCCGGUCCAUGCACAUUGCUCUUUCCAGGAGGUUGGCCGCCUAUCCUAGAUCUUCCAAUUUCCAAUAGGAUCCCGGGCUCGAUCUGGUUUAGUAUAAAGGUGAAUCUUUUUCUUUUCCUUUAUAUAUGGGUCCGUGCAGCAUUUCCACGAUAUCGUUAUGAUCAAUUAAUGGGACUUGGCCGGAAAGUUUUCUUGCCACCACUUCCUUCGGUCCAAAACAAUUGGGCCCUUUUGAUUUAUUCCCUUCCUUCGAGGAUCUCUUCAAUAGUAGAAUUUAUUGUGGGCUAUAGUAAGUGCCCGAUAUCGUAAGGGGAUCGGAUCCUACUCGAAGCACUUUCACCAACGACAAUAGAGAGGUUCCCGCUCGAACCAGUCAAGAACUAUCUAAGACACUUCUCCACCGAUCCAAACUAACCUUGAGAGCGUCAUACUAUAGGAAAUCCAGAGUGUAAACUUAAGGAGUCAUUUUAGAGCUUUUUCGAGAUAGAUCAGGGUAGGAGAAAUUGUGCAUAAGUUGGCCUAGCCGGCACAUACAUAUAGUGGGGAAGCAAACAUGGCUAGCUCACGAAAGAAAAGAAAGCCUUGCCAUUUGCUUAGCUUGACAUACAUCCCACAUAUGGGUUUGAUACAUCCCCCAUAUAGGUUGGAAGAGGUAAAGACGAACUGCUCAGAAGCGCCCUAUGGAAUCGGAACAGGAGUAGCUUGCUAGCUGGCUUCCUUCCUUGCCUUGCCGAUUCGUUGUUCUAAUGCUUUGAUCCUUCCACGAGUCAGGUGAACUAGAAAAGGUUUAUUGCCACUUUCUUUGCAUAGUUAUAAUGCUUUGAUCCUUCCACGAGUUACUAUAAGGAGUAGUUUAUCGACACUUGGAAAAAGAAGAGAGUAACACAAAAACGAGUAUUUCCUAGAGUGACACUAAAACAAGUAUUUCCCGUGCUCAGAGGCUAUAGUUAAUAUUGACCCGCUCCCACAGGACUUGCUACGAUAGCCGACUUCUAAAACUAUUGAAGAGGGUAGGGUCCCUGCGUGCAAGAAGCUUGAUUUAAUGGGCCAAGACACUGCACCAAGUAACUACGUCUGUUACGCGGUAGCAAGUUCAAAGCGGCAGCCGCCAAGCAACGGAUAGACAAGUAACUACUAGACGCCAAGCAACUACGGAAGACCAAGUAACUACGUCUGUUACACGUCAGUGAGCUAAAAGCGCGGCAAGGCCGCUCCACUUUUUUAAUUACAAUUCCAGUUUUUGGGAGCUAUUGGGCUAACGUUACGCUAAAGUGAGCUAAAAGGGCGUCAGCAGUAGUCAUGAGUCAUAACGAAGUUAUUACAAUACCUGUGCUCUGCCGUUGUGCGGCAGUAGGACAAAUAGUUAAUUAUAAACAAGUUAUAACAAUUCAUGUGCCCUUAAGUAAUUGGUUGCGCGUUAGCGAGUCGGGGACUUACUUUGCUCGAUUCCUGGUUGUGAGUUAAAGCCUCGUGCUGCAGCUCAAGUGUUUUUAUCAGUAGCUGGCAUUCCUGUUAGUAUUUGUUGAAGUUUGAAGCUAGUAAGCAAUAGAGUUAAUACAAAAAAGAGAGUUAGUUUGAGACAGGCGAGUAAGGAUCCCCGGAUCAAUAGCUAUAGCUUCAAAAGCGGGAAAGUAUUGUCAGGCAGUGCUCUAUUCUUGUUAUCAAUGGUUCAAUUGCUAGUUAGCGGCGGAGGGUCUUAGAAGCACUGGGUCUAGUCUCUGUUAGGAGUCUCUGUUAGGGCAGCUUUUAUUCCUGCUAUCAUUGGUGGAAUUUAUUAUUCUAAGAUGAAGCACGAGAUGGCACUUGUAUAGUAUUAAAGGCAGUGGUUUGAUUCCCAGGUCCACAAGUGAAAGUAUUGGCUGUCCAGGUUCGAUUCUAAUAAGUAAUUGUUUUGAUUCCUAGGGUAGUAGCUCCGCUUUGGAGGUAGUAGUUCAAGCCCUAUUAGUAGUAGUGCGAGGCUUAGUUCCCAGCUUCAUGCGUAGAAGCACUAGUGCAAUUCCUAUUAUGAGUAUUAUAAGUUCGAAACGAGCAAGAAAGGAAGCAAGUAUGGAGUUGGAGAGUGAAAGACAGGAUAGUUAGACUUAAAGCGAGUAAGGACAUACUAAAGCUAUCAACAAGGAAUGUAAGCCUUGAACUACGAUAUCUUACCUAUUCUAAGUCUAGUCUAAGUAAGGGAUAUUCCUAGUCUAUUCUUCCCUAUUCCUAGCAAUCCUAUUCUAGUAAUUAGCCUAUUCUAAGUAUUCUAAGUAAUUAGCCUAUUCUAAGUAUUCUAAGUAAGGGCUAUGACUUUCAAUCAGCAUCUUGCCUAUUUCUAUUCUUCCCUAUUCUAAGUAUUCCUAUGACAAGUAUUCUUCCCUAUGACCUGUUUAGCUCCCAAAAACUGGAUUUGUUUAUAAUUUGUUAUAACUCCUGAAACUCCCCUUCCCUUUCCAACCUCUUCGGUUAAGCCUUGAACUCCUCUGUAAACUACUAUACCUAUGUCAACUAAUACAGAUUAAACUAGGGGCCAAUCAACUACUAAUGCAGAUAAGAUGGAAUCUCUAGAUACUUUUUCAUCUCUUAUAACUGAAUGAGGCUCAUCUAACUCAAUAAAGAGACUUUUGUAGCUGACCUCUUACCAGCGCCUGAACCUGACUUUAGAACGGGAACUAGACUCAAAUAGAACUCUUGCUACUAAUAAAGUAAAGAAUUCAACAAGCGGCUGGCUCCUCUCCUAAAAGACAAAGAGAGAUAAAGAAAUAAGUUCUAAUGAGUUAUUCUGGGCUCCUAAUUUCGACCUCCACUCUGGAUUUAAGAUGAGACCUUGCCUCUGAGUUCAAUUCUCUUCUGCCUCACCUCUUGCUCUAGUACUUCAUACUUAUUCUGAGAAUUCCCAUACCUCUGGCUCAUAACUCUAACUAACACCGGCAAGUACUAUACAGUGGAAAACAUUCCUUCCAAAGAACACAGGACAUAGGUACUUGAACUCAUAUGGUACUGCAACCCGACCUCUAUACUUCUACUAAUAAUACACCUCUACUUCUACUAAUAAUCAUAAGGAUCUACUCAUAAGAUAGAUACUCAGAAUGUUCGGCUACUAUUAACACUAAGAAUGUUCGGCUACUAUUAACAGAAUGAGGCUCCUAGGCUAUAAAUACUGACUCUCCUCAGGCUACUAAUCAAGUUAUGGCUCUUUACUACUCUACUACAAGUUUGGGAUUCAACAAUCAAGUAGGAAAGCUAGUAGUUUCAAGGGGUUCUGUUCUCUUAAGUAAUAAUACCAGUGAGCCGGCUACUCAGUAGUUUAAGUUAGAAUUGAACUAAGGAGUUGGCAAGUCGGAAUUACAGAAUUCAACUCUAUAGUCUCAGAUGUACUAAUUGCGGUAAGUGUGUUCGUUUCUAUGCUUGUCCCUGUUACUGUUACUGUUCGAGUUUUAGUAGAAUCCCCUGUGCCUGUUCGAGUUUGAGUCUUCAUCCGCUCGUUCAUUCCUGUAGGCUGUAGUUCAUCCACUAAAGAAUCAGAGAAGAAGCAAGGUAUAAAGGAACAGUAUAUGAAGAAUCUGCAGUGUCGAGAUAGUAUCAACGUUAAGGCCCGGGAAAUAUGAUAAGUUGGUAAGAUUAAUGAGAUGAAAUAGAUGGUGGUAAUUAGAAAGAGAGGUUAACUCCCGAAACUGUACUUGCGCUAGCAGAGUCUUCAUCGUCGGGAGCUAAAGUGUGUUUUAUUAAGGAUCGGGGUGGGUUAGUUGGAGCAGGUAAAGAAUCAUAAUCAUAAGAUGCAAAGUAGUAGAUAGAAUCUGCUGUAUCAGGGGAUUAAUCAGUUCGAAAGGAAAGUGGAGUUCGACACAACUGAAUGGGAAUUCCAUCAGGCCCAGAAUCCAAGUCAGGGUAAGGUGUAAACAAGGCUUUACAGCUUCACGACGUGCUGAAGAAGACUAUACAAAUAAGUGCUAUAAGGCUUUCAUUUAACUUAAUCUUUUCUUAGCAGUGGUCCAAAAGUAGGCUAAUACUCUGUUCAAAUAAGCGUUAGCGCCCCGACCCGAGAGUCAGCUGUUAGAGUGUGAAUUGAAGAAUGGAAUCCUGAGAGCGCCAAUGCCAAUCUCCCGUUAGUCUUGCCUUGCGCAGGCAGGGGAGGAAUACUGAAUUCGCAGAGCCUACUGUAGAUGAAAAGUCCGCGGGCAGCUUAGAUUCCUUUCACUGGCACCCAAGGAGACUCCAUUUAUAGACUUAUCGCUUGCUGCAUCGUUGUCUGAAACUACUGUACUAGAAGCACAAUUGGAUACAGAGGAAGUCGAGAUCAGCUGGGUUGGGAACAGACCUUUAUGAGUUCGGGUAAAACAAGAACGACUCUUCAGGUAGUUUGGGUAAACAAGAACGACUCUUCAGGUAGUUUGGGUAAAACAAGAACUCCACUUCUGGUAGUUUGGGUAAAACAAGAACGUCACUUCUGGCGUGUCUGUUGAUUUGUAUGUUGUGUGUUCGGGUAGUGCUUCCUCUGCGAAGUCAUUAUUACCCUUCGGUAGAUUGGGCGUCGGUCUGGCUUGGAUGGAGACGGGGUGAGGCGUCGUCAAUGGCUACUUGAUUUUGCUUCCUCUUCCUCAGCGCUCUCUUCAUAUGGUCGUCGGCGCACAGGAUCGGUAUUCGCUGCAGCUCAAACUAGUUCCAUACUAUUAUUUAUCAUCGACCCUAAUCAACAAAACCUUGAGUGAGAGACUUAUAUUGCCUUUAUUUCUUAAGAGGGUAAUUACGGUCUUCUCUCAAUACGUGUUUUUCGAGACAGAUUCAUUGAGCCGCUUUCAUCAUGGCACACUAUAGAAUAAGGUACUGCCAGAUUCGCUGAGCUCUUCUCUUUCAUUAGCCUUUUGAUUUACACUAGCUCUUAUUCGAGUUUGUUUAAAUAUUAUAUCUUCUAGGUUGUUCUAGUUUGUUUAAAUAUUAUAUCUUCUAGGUGGUACGCACAUAUCAUAGGUAUUGGAUGUAUCGUUAGUUUGUUUAGAGUUGAAUCUGCUUCGCUUAUUUUGAUCCGUAGCAGAAAAUAGAUCCCUUACCACCACUUGACUAAAUUCUGAAUAUUAAUAUGUAAGUCUAGAAGACAGCAGAUACUAUGGAUCCUCUGACUCCCAAUCAGAUUGCCUUCCCGGGUAUCGCCGGUCUUGCCUGUAGGUCGUGAUGUGCCUCGAGAUGGCCGUCUGUCUCCUGUCUCCCUGCUGGUGGGGAAUCCGCUCCGGGGUCGUUGCUCUGCUGCAUCUGGCCCGUCCUCUAGGCACCUUUUGAAGGCAGGGAGUGUUACAACGUACACGCUUCCUUGGUG
This is a messenger RNA of Musa acuminata AAA Group (dessert banana), 10214 nucleotides long. RefSeq lists its product as uncharacterized. The transcript has 2 exons. The coding region runs from base 3085 to 4275 and encodes 396 amino acids. Gene Ontology annotation, molecular function: RNA-directed DNA polymerase activity. The record is from RefSeq and is a predicted model, not a curated record. NCBI's taxonomy places the organism in Eukaryota, Viridiplantae, Streptophyta, Magnoliopsida, Zingiberales, Musaceae. Gene Ontology annotation, biological process: homing of group II introns; mitochondrial mRNA processing. Gene Ontology annotation, cellular component: mitochondrion.